AGAGUUCAACUUCCCCUCCCCUAUUGAGAAGAGACUGCGAAGAAUCGAGAUCCAAGAUGGCCUAUCCAUGGCGACCGCCUCCGCCACAACCUCACCCGUCGCAAGGUGAUUGCUGCCCGGUCUGUUACUACCCUCACUUCCCUUUCUGCCAUCCGCCGCCGCCGUAUCCUCCCAACCCUAUCCCACAACAUCCGCCACAUCCCGGCCACUUCUACCAUAGACAGCCACCUCUAGCACCGCCGCAACUAGCUUUCGACCCAAUAUUGGAUCACCAAAGCGCCCCCCCAAUGCAUCCUCACCGCCGCCCAUAUAUGGAUCGUUACGAAGCUCUUCCUUUGCCGUGGAACCAAGGUGUUAAUUUUAAUAGCAAUCUUUAUGGAAGUUUAAAUUCGAAAGAUAAUUUUGUUCAAGGUAAUGCUGGAGCUAAGAGGAAGCAUUACGAUGACUCUAGUGAAAGUUGUGCAAAAUCGGCUAGGUUUUCAGUUGACUAUGAAAGGAGAUUAAAAUUGAUUCAUGAUCAUGGUGGGCCAACGGAUCAUGAUCCUGGAAGUCGUAGAGAUCAUGACACAAUAGAACAUCAUGGAAAGGGCACGAUUGAAUUUCCUGAUUUUGGGCAUGGUGACAGAAACCAGGGACAAUAUGAGCUGCAGCAUGGUCAGAGGAAUGACCAUGGAUUUAACGAUGGUCCUGCUUAUAGUUACAAUAACUUAGACCCGCGGCGCAAUAUUAUGCAGCAUGAACAAAAUGCUUCUCUUGGGUUUACCUUAGAAAAUAGCAGUAAUGGCUCGUUAUCUGAUUUUUACCCAAAGCAAAAUCAAUUUGGUUCAAGGAGGCAAUCAACAGUGUCUGAAAUUACACCACUCCAUGACUCACCGCCACCUCUUCUUGCAGGAACUCCUGUUUCAUCAUCACCACCAAGAACAACACCUUCAUUGUUUCCCAUUCAUGCCGGCGCAUCAGUUUCUAUGCCUAACUAUCUCCCAGGCACUGAUGCAGCACAAUCCUACUAUCAUACAAUUGGAAAUUCAAAACCUCCUUCUGGAUUUGCUAUAGAGAGUUUUCACUAUGCGUCACCAAGGAUUGGCCCGGGAGAAAGUGAACAGUAUCCUGCAAGGCAUCUAUCUUCAGAUAAGCCUACUAUUGUAGAUGCAAUUCACAUAUUUAAGCAUCCACACAGAUCUGCUCGGCCUGCUCACAUAGUUGUAAUCCUUCGGGGGCUUCCAGGGAGCGGAAAGAGCUAUUUGGCAAAAAUGUUGCGUGACCUUGAGGUUGAGAACGGUGGUAAUGCCCCACGAAUUCACUCGAUAGAUGAUUACUUUAUGACUGAAGUUGAAAAGGUUGAUGAAAGUGAAGUUUCAAGGUCAGCAGGACCUACCAAAGGGAAAAAAUCUGUGAGGAAAAAGGUCAUCGAGUAUUGCUAUGAACUUGAAAUGGAGGAGGCUUAUCGGUCAAGCAUGCUGAAGGCAUUUAAGAAGACCCUUGAUGAGGGAGUUUUCUCCUUAGUAAUUGGUAUGAUUUUUGGCAUGUUGUGUGAAAUUUUUGCUGCUUCUUUUAAAUGUUUUGUUUUAAAAAUCUAUCAAUGAUCUUAUAUCUGUUUUUGCUAUAAUUGGAAUUUAGUUCUAUCUUCUAUACAGAUGAUGAGUUGUUAGCAUUUCUGAUUGUGUGGAUUUCUUUCGAAUUGUUUGCUGAAAUGAAUUACUCAAGUCCCAGUUCCAUUUUUUGAAUUACGUAAGAUGUAACCCUUAUAAGCAUUGACCCGUGUCUUAAUUAGGAUAUUUGCUUGCAAAACCCCGAUACAUAUUUUAAUUUACAUAAAAACGUAAGGUUAAACUUAAAAUGUGUGCUGGAGGUGGGUUCAGUUAAGUGUGCUAGAUUCUCAAAUUAAAGGCUCAAAGAUAGAUUAAUUUUAGAUUAAGUGGUCCUGCAGUGCGAAUGCACUGCCUUCAGUUUACUAACAGCAGAUGCAGUUUUGUUCGGCAAUUGACCCAUUUGUUGCUGGUAUUUGUUCCUCAUCUUAGUGGAUGACCGCAAUCUGCGGGUAGCUGAUUUUGCUCAGUUUUGGGCAACUGCUAAGGUAUACACUCAAUUCUUGCUUUCCUACAAACAGUAUAUGUGAUCUGUUCUUGGUAUAUCUGUUUGUGGGAAUUGGGAUACUAUGAAGGUCUGCGAUUUCUCGCCUUCACAGGUUACUUUCUGUUGCCUUGUGAACUAUACAUAGUCGCUUUUGGUUUCCAUUUUAAGUAUCCAUUUUGAGGUCUGGUUAAAAAUUCGCUGCACCUUAUGUGAGUCAGAUGAUCACUUUGGUCUUUUAUUGAUGGACAAUUUGAAUGCCGUGUACUUUAUUUUGCUGCUUAAUUGUAAUGCCAUUAUUUUAUUCUUGAAAUAUAUACCUUGUCAAAUACAGAGUAUAUUUGGUUAAAAAUUUGUUGCACCUUGUGUCAGGCAAAUUAGCACUUUGGCCUUUUGUUUAUGGACAAUUUUAAUACUGUGCACUCUAUGUUGAUACUUAAAUUUAUGCCAUUAUUAUUUUAUUGUGGAAUAUUUUUCUUGUCAAACACGGAUUUUAUCGGAUCCAUGGGUGGUUUCUGCUUGCCUGGUAUUUAUAAUUUGUAUUUCUGCAUUUCCAUGUGCUUUCACCACCAUCACAUAAAGAGAUCCAAUUUUUGUUUGAACUGAAGGGUAAAAUAAAUCUGUUGUAGGGAUGAAACAAAUUAUGUAUUCAAUUUAACAUGUCAUUUUAAUCAGCUGUUAGUUUUUUUUCCGGUUUUUCCUAGGUCAAUUUUAAGAUGCGCGAUAAUGUGGCAGUUUCUCAGGACCCACAAUCAUUCCAUCCUACAUCUCUUUUAACUUUUCUCCGGGGAAUCCCAGUCACAUUAGCUUAGUGGGGUUUCAUACAAUCCUUUUUUAUGCCAUAUAUUUUAUAAUUUUCUUGUUUGAUAUUUGGCUCUGUCUUGAAUCCUCUUAUGUUUCGGGUGCAUGAUUGUAACAAUCCACCGUUCCUACCACCAGUUCUCCAUAUGUUUGUUGAUAUGAGGUUUACAUAUGGCUGCAAAGAAAAGUUUAUCUUCAAUAAUGGAUUUCCAAUUUGAUUCUAUCAACCACACAAAUAAAAACAUCAACUUUGUUUGUAUGGAUCUUUUUGUACAUUGUAACCCAAUGUUUUCAAAACACGGACGUGACAUUGUACCAAUGAUGUUACCUGUCACCGGUUUGAUCACUGGUCGAACUGGUAUGACCUCAUAAAUAGAGAUAAAUCAUAAAUAAUUAUAAUAAUAAGUUAUACAUAUAAUAGUAUAAAAUAUAAAUACAUAACAAAUUUUAAAGAAAUAAAAUACUCCCUAAUAU
Cuscuta campestris is the source of this 3345-nucleotide messenger RNA. NCBI's taxonomy places the organism in Eukaryota, Viridiplantae, Streptophyta, Magnoliopsida, Solanales, Convolvulaceae. The record is from the annotation of a GenBank genome assembly.